This is a messenger RNA of Cladocopium goreaui, 905 nucleotides long. The record is from the annotation of a GenBank genome assembly. NCBI's taxonomy places the organism in Eukaryota, Dinophyceae, Suessiales, Symbiodiniaceae.
AUGGGGAUCAACAUCUCCAACAGUGAUCCAGUUGAGGCCCGUGGCGCGACCAAACAGUUGGUGGAACCGGUGGAUCCCGGGGCAGAGACAGGAGAUGAAAUUGGAGAAAUCAAUGGGAAUCUUCGCACCUUCACAGUUCCUGUGGUCUUUUCUCAAAUCCGACCCUUUCAUGAGAAGCUCUGGGGAUCGAAGGUCUCGUUUUUCCUCUAUGGCACCUUGGAGGGUGCUGGGCCGAAGAACCAAAGGGGGCACAACCACCCGGCCAUCAAUGAAACCAAUCAGACUGCGCUGGACAUUGCUGUGACUUCGGUGAGGCCCGAAGCAGUGGAAUUCGUUGAGAAUGCCGAGGAUGUGACGGAGGAGAACAUUGCGCAGUAUGUUCUGCAUCAGGAAUGUUUCGAAUUCACCAAUCGUGUCGCCUUCUUCGCAAAGCGUCAGCACUUCCUACGUGGCCUUAAUCAGCUCACGCACGUCAUUAGUAGCCUUGAGAUGAUGAUGCGAUUUGAAGAAGCCCGCGGUCAAAGGUUCGAAGUGGUAAUUUUAACCCGCCCGGAUUUGCGAUAUCGCAUGGCCCGUCUAAAGCACCUUUUAGCUUGGGUUCCCGAGUGGAUCUCCAAUGGUAAUGUGGCACUUCUCUCUGAUUUAUGGGUGGCCAUGCCUCGUGCGUUGGCGGAACGAUUUUAUUUGCUCGGCAAAGUUCUGAGCUGUAGUCCUUCCGACAAAUGUUGUCGAAAAAUUGGCAAAUCCGAAAGUCUCUGGGAAUAUUUUACUGGAGCAGUGCAUGCCAGAAGAAGCUGCAAGUGCUCAAAUAUCAGCACGGCUUGGAAAUUUGCUAAAGUAGGUGAUGUUCAGCGGACUGGCGCCUGAAGCCAAAAAGCUGCAGAUGUAAAGUACUUGCGCAGAGC